AGUAGUGAAGUAGUGGGGGUGGGGAAGGUAAACAAAUGUUCGCAGUUCACAGCGUUGGUAGCAAAUUCACAUAGAUGAAGUAUUAUUGCUUCCACAGGCAGCGGCCAGCGUGGGACGCAAAAUGAAUGAUAAAACAGAUAACCUUCUGAAUGGUGGCCAGGAUCUUGAAAACCUGGUUCUUGGUGAGGAACCAGAUACACGACUGGAACAAGGAACACUGAGCUUUAGUGAGACCCCAGGGGCACAUAGUGAAGCCAGUGCCCAUAUAAAGUCGUGGUCCAAGGUGAAACGAGGUGUUAUUAGCAGUCACAAUUCAACAGAGGAAAAUGAAGUGGAUGAUGCAGCCAUUUUUGCAGAGCCUGUUCUCAAGUUUGAAAUAGUGUCUGCGAGGACAGUAGAAAAAGAAAAUGAAAAGAAACAUGUGGCAUACACAUUAAUGAUUCGUAAGGACGGUGUACAACCUGAUCCAAACCCCGCUGUCAUCGAGCGACGUUACACAGAUUUCCUUGAACUUUAUGAUGGAUUGCGGCGAAACUUUCCAGCGUUAAUGACAGGCAUCGCUUUCCCCAGAAAGGUCUUGACAGGAAAUUUGAAUCCUAGUCUCAUAUCUGCCCGAAGUUCAGGAUUUGAGGCUUUACUGGAACAUAUAGGUCGUGAAACACAGCUGAGAGAGUCUGCUGCCCUCAUGAACUUCUUACAGAAUAGGGAAGAGGCAGAAGCUCGGCAUUGGAUGCAAGCUCAGCAGUAUGACCAAGCUGUCCCCCUUCUUGAAAACAUCUUCAGAUUGCUCAAUAAAUUGUACACUGACAGGCAUCCAGCAGUCCUGUUGGCACUGUGUCGUCUUGUAGCAUGCAGCCAUGCAGCAGGAGAGUCUGCACGCCCUGAACGUUUUGCUGAUUUAGCUUUGCAUCGCUAUGAAGCUGUAAGUGAUAUUGAUUUGUUGCGUUUUUAUGUACCACUGCUACAACUUUGUGUUCGGCUGUGGUGGGCACUUGGACGUGACAAAAGACCCCUGGAAGCAAGGUUAGACGACCUCCGUCGCCGUGGUAUAAAAGUUGAUGGAUGUCCAUCUCUUUUAGAUGCUAUUACAGAGUUUGACAGCAAAAAGUAACUAGCCUGUGCACUCUUACUUUCCUCAUUUCAGAAUACUUUUAUCCCUAAUGUGGUAAUUAUGUUUGCUCUUUUUUUCCAAUUCAGAUCCGAUUUUAUCAAGCAACACUUUUUUCUUUUAAAACUUAUUUUUUAUAUUAGUUUUAGGAUAUAUUGCAAUUUUAGAUAGGAGAUUGGUGUACUGAAACACCAAUAAAAUGUUAUUUGCUGAUAGAAACUAAAAUAUGUUACCAGUUUCAUAGGUAUUAUUCAGAUACUCAUUCAUUCCUGGAAACACUACAAAUGUGUGUCAAUAAUGGAAUGUAGUUCAUAAGUUUUUAUUGGCAGCAUUUUUGUAAUGACAUCCAGGCAUUUGUUGAUCAUUUUAAAAAAUAAUUUUAGGUGAAAAUCAGGAAGAGUUACCCAAGAGUAUGUAAUUGGGUUUAAGUAGUUUUAUGUAAACUUGUUUUAUUUUUUGCCUCCCAGUAUUUUGAAUCUCAAUCAUAUUCUCACUUCUUUCUUGCCAUAAGGGUUGAAGAUAAAACUAUUCCAUCUGCAUAAAAAAUUGUUGCCUUUCAUGCUGGAUACUCUCUUAAGUUUAAUCAUUAAAUUCUUCAUGUACUGGUCAUGAUCGUGCAUCUCAUUCUUCUGUUCUGUACUAUCUGAUGCCGAUUCUGUUGCGUAAAGCACUCAUUUUAGUAAUAGAAACGAUUUCUUUAUAUAAGCAAAAUAUUCACUUGGAAAAGAUCAAUUGUACUAUUGUAUGUUUUAACAUUUUAUUCUGUUAUCCUUUUGUUUGCACCACUUUUUACAAAGUUCCAUUUUCAUUCAUUAUCGUACAUAUGAAUAACGACCUUAUAGCGCUUGUUUGUAUUGUUCUGACUGACUGUUAGAUGUAAUUACAUGCUUUAUUUAUUUUUAUAAUUGAUAAAUAGUGUCAGUUGUUAAGCAAAAGUAAUGUUGUUUUGCUACCAUACUUAUUUUAAACCAGUAUUGUGAAAUGGCUGUAGUUCUUGUACUCAGUAUAGAUAUCCUAAACAAUAUGAAGAGUUGCAUACUUUUUAGUUUUUUUAAGAUAUGUAAUAUCAUUGAGUUCUGACUUACAUAUAGUAUGCAGUCUUUUUUGUCAGGUAGCAGCUACAAUCUACCAUAUGUAGGGUGAUAUGUUUUGUUACAGCAUUAUUAUUCCUGUUGGCAGUAGUGAUUGAAAAUGAAAUUAUUGUUAUCAUAACAUUUCCAUGAAACCGUCUGCUUGACAAAAUUAAUAAUUGUGAUAACAAAUCAUUUUGCUCACUUGUUAUGAAUCUCUUAAGACUGUCUAGUCCUUACUCUUGUUGGGAUCUAAAAAGAUAUGAUAUUAUGCAGAUACUGCAAAUAGUGACUGUCAAGAUAUAGCUAAGUACCUGGCAAAUCUGAGACUAUGAAGAAAAUAGCUUCCUGGAAUCUAAUUCUACUUUGAAAAAAGUACAGAAUACGCAGAAUAGCAACAGGUUGUGUGGUAUUCGUAUCCUAGAACUACUUUUCUGCUUUUCUGUGUUACCUGUAGAAAUGUCUUUGUAUUUCUUUGUAUUUUUUUCACCACAAGGUAUUUCUUUAUUUGUCUCAUGUAAAUAUUUUGUUACUGUUAACAGCUAAUAAUUGAUUGAGAGCAGCUUUUAACCUACCCUGUUCCCUAGAAGGCACAAUGUCAAUCUUUUUCUGAGAAUUUUACAGAUCUGAAGUAGACUAGAAAUGGAAAUGUGGAAUAUGUCUCUUAUUUGUGCUUUGAUUUCUGUAAAGGACCUUUUGUGGUAAACAUUUUGGUAUGUGAACCACAAAUUGGCUCAUAUGCUAUCAUUUUCAUCAUGGCUGGACAUUUAAAUGUGAAGUCGUAGAAGAAUUCAGUCACAUUGUAUAGUCUUCCUCUGUGUUCGAAGUGUGAAUGUCAUAUUGAUUGUUCACUGCCUCAUGUUAGUUAAAGUACUUAAUAUUGUUAAAAGUUACAAAUUACAGCAGUGCAAUAUUAUAUAUUACCAGUGUACUCACUGCAUACAACUGGUUAUGGGGGAGAGGGGAGGGGGCAUUGAGUGACUGCUAGGCACUUGAUUGCAGAGACUGGCAAGAAGAAAUUUUUCCCAUCUAUUUUUGCAAUUAACUACCCAGAAUGUCAUUCUGGUGAUAUUCAGGGAGUUUGACACUAAUGCUGUCAACAAAAUAAAUAUACUGAAUUUUGUUACUUUAACUUGCAUAAAACCAGCCAAAUUAAGUGUGAAAUUUGUAACUGUAUUAUUACAAUACAGAGUAUUGCUCAAAGCUAGUUACUCAAGGACAGAUUGAGCUGAAUGCAGCUCAUUUUAUCAAUAUGGUAACAAACUUGGUCAUUCAUGCAAACAAAAUUUUUGGUUGCACAUGUGAAAAUGGUAGAUUGCUAAACUUCAGUAUUAAUGUCAGAAGUACCUGCUUAUUCUAAUUGAGUAGCUGUUCUUAAAUAAAAAUUAGCAAGGUACCAGAUUUCACAGUUAAAUGAAUUGCUUGCAUUCUUAAUUUCUUUCUUUUUGUUUUAAAAAUGUAGAAAACUGCUUUUAUAGAAAUGCUCGACAGACAUUAGUGUGAAUAAUGGUAUUGUUUUAGGAGCUACAACCAAAGCAAAUCAUUUAGUUAAUUUCACAGUUACCUUAGACUUUAUCUGAAUGCUUCAGUUAACACAUCAGUUGUCAUUGUACAAAAUUUCUAAGAUGAAUAGGUCAAGAUUUUUGUAUUAAUAGAAAGCUUUUUUGUUGACUCAUAAAGUAUUUACCAAGAGAAGUAUUUUUGUGAACAUGAGGUAGCACUGUAGCAAAAGAAACAUAAUGAAGCAAAUGGUUGCAAUUUGUGUACUUGCUUUUGUGUGAGGUAAACAAUAUUUAUCUAAAGCCUAACUAAAUGUACUCAGUGAAACUGUUUAAUUUUAUGUUAAUGUUUAUAUAUUGUCAUGUUCAAUUUCUUCUCUGUAGCACUACCCACCAAAGCCUCCUUCUGUUCAUCACAUUGACUGCCAUAUGCUUAGUGAUGGAUGUUUCAUGGUCAUGCCAGGUGAGGCACACAUUACGGCGUGAAGCUCUGCUUUUGCUGCCGGUGGCUACAUGCUAUCAGGCAUGCAUUUCUGCCAUGGCCACCGGUGACCACACAGCAGUCAAUGUGUUAAUUACAUGUGUUAUUUGUCAAGUAAUAGACAUACAUGAAGUAUUUAAAGAGAAAAGGCAGCUGCUAAGAUUAAAAAACACUACCAGGCACUCAUAAAUGAUCAAGAAUUUGUUACACCAACUCAGUUUGUAAUAGUUGUUACAUUUCACAAUUGUUCCACUGCUUUUCUAUGAAAUUAAAUAGGCUUUCUGUCGAGAAGAAAAAUGGAAUUCAGAAAGCUAUACAGCAGCAAAUAAUUUUGUACUGAAUAAUGGGAAAGCAAUUAUCAGUAUAUUUUGGAUGCCUGAGUGGCACACAUUCAGUUCUGAGUUUAACAUGAGCAAAGGAAAUUGGGGAAUAAUUAUGAUAAGUUAGCAUACUUUGUAUCUCAGACUGAAUGAAUUCUGAUGAAUAAGUUACCAUACCACAUACAAAGGAACCUGAUAAUAGCUGAAUAAUGUAUACAGUGUAUAAAUUUAUGUCCAAAGUCAGGUAUCAUAGGCAUCUCAUUCUAUAGUUUGUAACUAGAGGCCUGCACAGAUAAGAAAAAUGUUAGCCACAUUGCAUCCACAAGUUCCUUACCUGCAUUUGCAAGUCUUACCUGCAAUUGCAGCUAUUAAAAUAUUAUAAACCACUUUAAUCUAUUUGGUACAUUGAAGCUGGACCUCAUAAUUCACAUUUUAUUUACUAAGAAUGUAGUGGCCACUCGUGACAUAGUCAUAUAAGAAUCUUUAUACAUUCCCCAAGUUACCACUGUCAACUGUUUUUACAGAAAUUGAUUUUGCAAAACAUUCAGCAAAAGAUUCCUUCAACAUUGGGAAGUCUAGUAAAGUUGUGUUAAGAGUUGUCGUCACUUCUUGCAUAAUAUUUAGUGUUAGCCAUAUAGCCUAUUUAUCAAAUGUUAAUAUACAUAGUUUUGUGUACCUGUAAAUAUUUUAGAAAUAAACAUUGAUUUUAAACCAAAUGUUACUUAUCUCAAAUGGGUAAAUAAUA
Molecule: messenger RNA, 5223 nt
Organism: Schistocerca americana (American grasshopper)
Lineage: Eukaryota; Metazoa; Arthropoda; Insecta; Orthoptera; Acrididae
Gene: Snx21
Product: sorting nexin-21
Exons: 6
Coding region: 122-1111 (329 amino acids)
Biological process (GO): protein transport
Cellular component (GO): early endosome membrane
Molecular function (GO): phosphatidylinositol phosphate binding
Source: RefSeq, a predicted model, not a curated record